Drosophila rhopaloa is the source of this 580-nucleotide messenger RNA. Its product is annotated as gamma-interferon-inducible lysosomal thiol reductase. Lineage: Eukaryota; Metazoa; Arthropoda; Insecta; Diptera; Drosophilidae. The coding region runs from base 71 to 538 and encodes 155 amino acids. The transcript has 3 exons. Gene Ontology annotation, molecular function: oxidoreductase activity, acting on a sulfur group of donors, disulfide as acceptor. The record is from RefSeq and is a predicted model, not a curated record.
UUGAUAUAUUUCCGACAUCCCUAAAAGGAACGGAGGAACUAUAUGAAAUAUACAAUACUUAAUUGUUGAUAUGGUUCCGACACGAAAGCGUAUUGUUAUAAUAAUUUGUGUGGUCGCUCUAUUAAUUUGUUUGUUAAGAAUAUUAUUCUGGAAUUCAGGUGCACCUUUUUUGACAAGCCAUCGGUACUACGAUAGAUAUGAAAGGCCGCCAAUACCCGUGGUGGUAAUGGUGUUUUAUGAGGCUUUGUGUCCGGACUCGAAGUAUUUCCUUACCAGGCAGCUACUUCCAACUUUCAAGGUCGCUUCAUCAAUAAUGGAAGUAAAACUUGCGCCAUAUGGCAAGGCAAGGACAAGCGAACUUGAUAACAAAGUUAUUUUUGACUGUCAGCACGGACCUGCGGAGUGCCAAGCAAAUAUUUACCACGCAUGUGCUGCAAAGAUAAUAGAAGACCCGCUCCUGCGACUACAAGUUGCAACAUGUAUGAUUAGAGACAAUCGUUUACCUCAAGAUGCUAUGCAUAAGAUUCAUUGGAACUGAUGGGUAUAUUGAAUGUAGUUGAUUAGUCAACAAUGAUAUCAA